Messenger RNA from Pygocentrus nattereri (red-bellied piranha), 3246 nucleotides. It is a transcript of the gene vps35l, whose product is annotated as VPS35 endosomal protein sorting factor like. The transcript is spliced from 30 exons. Bases 39 to 2936 code for a protein of 965 amino acids. The record is from RefSeq and is a predicted model, not a curated record. Gene Ontology annotation, cellular component: endosome. Gene Ontology annotation, biological process: endocytic recycling. Lineage: Eukaryota; Metazoa; Chordata; Actinopteri; Characiformes; Serrasalmidae.
GUAUAUUUCCCCACUGCUCACAUGACACUGAUGUGAACAUGGCUUCUGUUCAGUGGCAUGCCCGUGUCCGCAAAUACGGCGCAGAGCUGCAGAGGUGCAGACUGGAUGCUGUGCCUGUAGACCUGGGUGACUACCACCCUCUAAAACCCAUUACAGUGACGGAUUCUAGGUCGCGACGGGGAGGACGUAAAGGCAGCACAUCUUCCUCCUCUUCUUCCUCCAGCUCCGUGGCCCCGGACCCUCUGAGCUCCAUGCUGGAGGGAACUGACCCCCUGUCUCUCUUCGCCGCAGCUUCAGCUAGCGAGACUCCCACCCUCUCUCACAGCAGCUCUUCAGUGGAGCUGGGCAGGAAACGGAGAGAAAACGAGGAGGAGGUGGGCGCUGAUUUUGAGCCAUGGUCAGCCAAACGUGGGGAGAUCCUGGCCAGGUUCACCACCACAGAGAAGCUCUCCAUAAACCUCUUCAUGGGCUCUGACAAAAAUAAAGCCUCCAGCCCCAGCUCUGCGGUUUCGGAGAAGGUGCGCACUCGUCUGGAGGAGCUGGAUGACUUGGAGGAAGGCUCACAGAGGGAGCUACUGAACCUCUCUCAGCAGGACUAUGUGAACAGAAUUGAGGAGCUUAACCAGUCGCUGAAAGAGGCCUGGUCUUCAGACCAGAAAGUUAAAGCUCUCAAAAUUGUCAUUCAGUGCUCCAAGCUGCUUUCAGACACCUCCGUGAUUCAGUUCUACCCCAGCAAGUUUGUCCUCAUCACUGACAUCCUGGACACCUUCGGCCGUCUGGUGUAUGAGCGCAUCUGGUCCAUGUGUUCAGAUCCUCGUCCAAUACCAGACUCCUUCUCUGUGGAGGAUGUGAAUGAUACGGCCAAAGAGACGUGCCUCAAUUGGUUCUUCAAGAUUGCGUCCAUCAGAGAGCUCAUUCCUCGGCUAUACGUGGAGGCUGCCAUACUGAAGUGCAAUCGGUUCCUGAACAAGACUGGAAUACAGGAGACUCUGCCGAGGCUUACAGCCAUGAUCCGGGGGAUCGGAGACCCCUUGGUGGCAGUAUAUGCCCGAGCCUACCUGUGCAGGGUGGGCAUGGAGGUGGCCCCUCACCUUAAGGACAGCCUGAACAAGAACUUCUUUGACCUGUUGGCGUCUUUCCGGCAAAUUCAUGGAGACACAGUGCAGAACCAGCUGGUGAUCCAGAGAGUGGAAAUUCCCGUCUACCUCACACUCUACUCCCCUGCCAUCCACUGGAUUCUGCAGUGUGUGGCCUACAGAGCACCUGAUGUGCUGCUAACAGAAAUGAUGGAGAGGUGCAAGAAACUGGGCAAUAAUGCUCUCCUACUGAAUUCUGUGAUGUGGGCAUUCCGACCUGAGUUUGUGGCAGCAAGAGCUACUGACUUUAUUGGCAUGAUCAAAGAUUGCGAUGAAGCUGGAUUCCCCAAGCACCUGCUGUUCGGCUCUCUUGGGCGGAGCCUGGCCUGUGCUGACCCUCCUGAGAGCGAGAGGCUCCCCAUCCUCAAUGAAGCGUGGAAGGUCAUCACUAAAGUUCGCAGUCCCCAGGAUUAUAUCAACUGUGCUGAAAUUUGGGUGGAGUUCACCUGUCGCCACUUCACUAAGCGAGAAGUCAACACCGUGCUGGCGGACAUCAUCAAACACAUGACCCCUGACCGGGCGUUUGAGGAUGCGUACCCACAGUUGCAGUCAGUGAUGAAGAAGAUCCUCACCUAUUUCCACAACUUCUCUGUGCUCUUCUCUAUGGAGAAGUUCUUGCCCUUCCUGGACAUGUUCCAAAAAGACAGCGUGAGAGUGGAGGUUUGCAAGUCCAUCAUGGAGGUCUUCAUCAAGCACCAGCAGGAGCCGACCCGCGAUCCCGUCAUCCUCAACGCCCUGCUGCAUGUCUGCAAGACCAUGCACGACUCGGUCAAUGCUCUCACGGUGGAGGAUGAGAAAAGAUCUCUAGCUCUUCUAAUCAACGGCUUCAUCCGCAUGGUGUCAUUUGGUCGAGACUUUGAGCAGCAGCUGAGUUUCUGUGUGGAGGCCAGAGCCACAUUCUGCAACUUGGAGCCAGUUAUCAUUCAACUUAUUCAUACGGUGAACCAGUUAGCCAUGGAAACGAGGCGGGUGAUGGGAGGGAGUCACUCACGCAAAACGGCAGCGUUCGUUAGGGCAUGUGCAGCCUACAGCUUCAUCACUAUACCAUCCCUCACCAGCAUCUUCAGCCGCCUCCACCUGUACCUGCUGUCAGGACAGGUGGCGUUGGCCAAUCAGUGCCUGUCCCAGGCUGAUGCCUUUCUGAAGGCGGCAGUCAGUGUUCUGCCAGAGGUGCCACGCACCAUCAGUGUGGAAGGUAAACAGCGAUCUUCUGAAGCCUUCUUGCUUGACUUCAUCAACAGCUUCCUGUCUACUCUUCUGGUGGUGCCGGACCACCCUGAGCAGGGUGUGUUGUACCUGGUGAGAGGGCUGUUGAACAUGGUGCAGGACUACACCUGGGAGGAUAACAGUGACGCUAAAGUGCGAGUGUACAUUAGUGCCCUCCCACUGCUGGCUGCCAUGAGUCAGGAGAGCUACCUCUACACCAUUCCUAAAGUGGACUCUAACGAGACGUUGUACGGCGGAGACCCCAAGUUUGUUGCAGAGAUCAGCAGACUGUGUGAGACUCUGAUUGGUCAGGUGCUUGACCAUCUGAAGACCCUUGGACGAGAAGAGGGUGUGCGCAGGCAGGGCAGUCUUGCGUUCUCUCUGUUCAGCACUCUGCUGGCUCAUGGAGAUUUGCGCAAUAACAAACUCAACCAACUGGCCGUCAACCUGUGGAACCUGAGCCACAAGAACGGACACUGCGACACACGCACUUCGGUGCGCACCCUGGAGCACAUCAAGCAGCAAGCGCAGCAGCCUGAGCUGUCUCACCUCUCAGACAUGCUGCUGCGUCUCUCUCUGCAGUCACGAGCCUAAGAAAGCGCCGACCAUCUUUAACCUCCGACUCACGUGGCUUCAUCAUCGUCCAGUCCCAUUUGGGCUCUCAGGGGAGCGCUGGCCACAGGCCAGAAGGGUGCGCCGUCUGAGUCCGGAGAGAGUGGAAGACGAAAGAAGGUUCCCCUUGAGAUCAUUCAUGAAAAAGAACUUGGAUUUUAACAUCCGUAGCACUAGCUCUGCUUCAAGCCUAAUGUCUUUAGCAUACACGUUAACACGAUUACGAUUAAGAGAACAUUCUGCACAUUUGUACAUUUUUGUGUGUAAUCUCAUAUAAAGGAUUCUAACAGGA